Empidonax traillii (willow flycatcher) is the source of this 750-nucleotide messenger RNA. RefSeq names its product claw keratin-like. The coding region runs from base 1 to 399 and encodes 132 amino acids. Gene Ontology annotation, molecular function: structural constituent of cytoskeleton. The record is from RefSeq and is a predicted model, not a curated record. Gene Ontology annotation, cellular component: intermediate filament. NCBI's taxonomy places the organism in Eukaryota, Metazoa, Chordata, Aves, Passeriformes, Tyrannidae. The transcript has a single exon.
AUGUCCUGCUCCAGCCUGUGUGUGCCCUCCUCCUGCGGGGUGGCCACCCCGGCCCCUCUGGCUGACACGUGCAACGAGCCCUGCGUGCGGCAGUGCCCCGACUCCACGGUGGUGAUCCAGCCCCCGGCCUCAGUGGUCACCUUCCCCGGGCCCAUCCUCAGCUCCUUCCCCCAGCAGAGCACUGUGGGCUCAGCAGGAGUGCCUGCUGUUGGAGGGGGCUUUGGGGGCAGUUUUGGAGGCCGUGGGGGCUCUGGAGGCUCUGGGGGUUAUGGUUAUGGGGGUUUUGGGGGCUAUGGGGGCUCUGGGGGCUGUGGGGGCUCCAGAGGUGUCGGCACCUGCGAUUUUGGGGGCUGGCGCAGUGGCCACAGGUACCUCAGUGGCAACUGCGGGCCCUGCUAAGCCCCUCACCGAGACCCAGGAGAGCUCCAGGAAACCCCCCGGCACAUCCCCACACGGCACCUGAAGGAAGGACACCCCUCUGGCAUCGCUGGGCUCCAGAACUUGGGCACCUCGUGCCUGCUGGGGACCCAACUCUGCCCCUUUCCUGCUGUGCUUGAGCCUCCCCUCCGGACCUGCUGCCUCCUCCCAGCACAGCCCCGGGUUGGGCUCCUGCUCCUACUCCUGCUCCUGCUCCUGACGGGGGCUCAGCUGAGCUCUGCCCACUGCCAGGAGCCAGGGAAGCCCUUGGCCAGGGCCCUGCUCUUCUGGCAACCCCCUCCUCCCCCCCAACUACAAUAAAAGCUGUCUUUG